CCGCUGUGCCGGAAGCUGAGUGCUGCAAAUUGUAAACACAUACAUUAUCGAGUCUGUUAUUUCCCCAAAAUAUUGCCUGGGGGCAUUAUGUAUCCGCGUGUCAGUAAAACUUAGUGUACGGUAUUUGUCGGUUCUUUCCCUUGGUCAUCUAUAUCAGACUGAUUCAGGAAACACUUAACGAAACGAGAAGCUGUCUCUUUUCACUGCAGAGUUGACGAGGGCUGAAACCAUUGAGAUGUCAGACGAUGUAGAAGAUGUAUCGUUUCUUCCAGGUGACAAUCUACACAGGAAAGCUGUAUAUGAGCCAUCUGUAAAACAGAAAUGUCGUCAACUAGUCUUGGGGCAGGGUCGAGCUACAGCAAUAGUUGUCGGCAUCGGUAUCUUCAUUCUAGUAAUCACACUUAUUGCUGCAUUUGCAAGGCCUGGAUCCCAGCCUCCGCAGCCCUGUGUACAGCCUCAAGUCGCCCCGACAACUGACCUGCCACAGGUUUCCCCUAAACCCAAUGAGACAAAGUACUUGGCCACAGAUGGAGAAGUGUUUCCUUGGCAACAGAUUAGACUGCCCAGAUCUGUCAUCCCUAUGGAGUAUGACAUACUGAUUCAUCCAGAUUUCCUUCCUGAAAGGAAGACAUUCAAAGGCAGUGUCAAGAUCAAGACCGUUAUUAUGGAAAAGACUGAGAUGAUAAUUUUCCAUGUGAAACAUUUGACCAUAACAAAUGUUUCGGUGCAGAUUCAGCAUAAAGAUGGGGGUAUGCUGCGCAACUGUGAUGUAAAAAUGCAGCUGAAGUGUACAGACCUUCAGAUGUAUGUCCUUAAGAUGGCUGAAACGCUGAUGGAGGAAACCAAGGUCACAGUGACCUUGGAGUUUGAUGGCAUGCUGGUGAAAAAACUAUCAGGAUUCUACCUCAGUAGUUACAAGACACCAGAUGGAGAAGUGAAGUAUCUUGGUACAACUCAGUUUGAAUCAACAGGUGCAAGAGAGGCGUUUCCCUGUUUUGAUGAACCAGACAUGAAAGCUAAGUUUACCAUGUCCAUUGUUCGCGACCAGAAUCAGAUUUCACUAUCCAACAUGCCACGCCUUACAUCAACCCCAUACAACAAGUCGAAUGGUCUCAUUGUGGACAAGUUCCAGCAGAGUGUAGGCAUGAGCACUUACCUUGUGGCCUUCAUUGUGUGUGACUAUGACAGAGUGAAUGGGACUACGGAACAGGGCACAAAGGUGAGUGUGUAUGCCCCACCCCACCAGAUCAGUCAGGCAAACUUUGCUCUCGACACUGCCAUCAAAGUUCUCAACUUCUACAACAAGCUGUUUGGUAUCAAGUAUCCACUACCUAAACAAGAUCUUGUUGCCAUUCCUGACUUUGCGGCUGGUGCUAUGGAGAAUUGGGGUUUGAUCACCUAUCGCCUGACCACCAUUCUGUAUGAUCCAGAGGUGUCGUCUGCUCGCGACAGACAGUAUGUUGCCAUAGUAAUCGCCCAUGAGCUAGCACACCAGUGGUUUGGAAAUCUGGUGACCUUGAAGUGGUGGAAUGACCUUUGGUUGAAUGAAGGUUUUGCAUCCUUCGUUGAGUACCUGGGGGCUAAUGAAACUGACCCCUCCUUCUCUAUGAUGGACCAGUUUGUACUUAAUGACCUGAUGAGAGCAAUGUCCAGAGACUGUGUCCAGAGCUCACACCCCAUCACGGUAGAUGUGAAGGACCCUGCUCAGAUUGAUGAAUUAUUUGAUGCCAUCUCCUACAGCAAGGGUGCCUCCUUGAUCCGUAUGUUGAGCAACUUUAUGGGAAAAGAAAAAUUUCAAGAUGGAAUUAAAAAAUACCUCAAUACAUACAAAUAUGGCAAUGCAAGGACUGAGGACUUGUGGGAUAUCCUCACGAGUUUCACACAGAUAAAUGUGUCCACAACAAUGGACACCUGGACCCAGCAAAUGGGUUACCCAGUCGUCACGAUGAACCGCAGUGGAGAGUUCGUGCAGGUCACGCAAGAGCGAUUCCUUCUUGGCUUGGAUGUAAAGAAGAAAGAAAAAUACUCAAGUCCAUUCAAUUACAAGUGGAACAUACCAUUCAGGUAUGCUGUAGCAAAGACAAGUGGUAUCUCGGACCAGCUCAUCAACAUACACAUUGACUCUGGAGUGAAGUUCCAGGCUGAUCACGAUCAAGUGAAAUGGAUGAAGGGUAAUUAUGGGAUGUACGGGUACUACCGUGUCAACUAUGAGGAGAGUAACUGGCGGGCUCUCAUAAAACAACUUACUGACAACCAUACGGUGUUUUCUGCAGCUGACCGAGCAGGUCUCAUAGAUGAUGUGUGCUACCUGGCCAGGGCUAAAAAGGUAUCGCAAACCCUUGCAUUAGACAUGACAAAGUACCUGCAAAAGGAACAGGAUUACCUCCCCUGGAGUGUAGCACUAGACUGUCUCAACUACAUUGGAGAACGACUCCGAAAUAAAGCUGUUUAUGACAAACUUCAGAAAUACACUGUAGGUUUGAUGGGUCAGGUACUGGCCAGACUUGGCUGGAAGGAAAAUGGACCACAGCUGGACAAAUUCCUUCGAUCUCUUGUGAUCAACCAGGCGCUAGCCUUUGGACACAAACCAACCAUUGAAAAGGGCAAAAACAUGUUUGAAAACUGGAUGUAUCGUCAUGAUAAGGUGAACGUGAACUUGAAGAGUGUGAUUUACCGAGCGGGCGUACAGUAUGGGGGGCUACCCGAAUGGGACUUUAUCUGGCAAAAGUACCUCCAUGCUCAAGUGCCUACCGAGAAAGAGAAGCUGUUAGUCACACUCUGUCGCACGCAGGACACCAAUCACCUAGCAAGGUUGUUAGAGGAAGCUGCUAAGGGAGAGAACAUCCGUCACCAGGACCUGACUACCGUUGUGGGUAUAGUGUCCAUCAAUACUAAUGGACAAAUUCUAGCCUGGAGAUUCGUACAGCAGAAUUGGAAUAACUUCCUGAAAUGGUUUGGCAGUGCAUCCUUUAUCCUGCCCAGCCUUGUAAAGAGUACCACAUCAUCAUUCUCUACAGAAUUCGAUUAUGAAGAGGUGUCUGCCUUCUUCAAAUCCCAUGAGUCUAAGGCUGUGAACAUGUCUGUGGAAGCGAGCCUAGAGAGUAUAAGGAUGAACAUUGAUUGGCUGGAGGACAAUGAAGACAUGGUGACUAGCUGGCUAAAUAACCCUAAAAACAGCCUGCCGGACAACAGGUAAACCCCAAGGGAUCCGUGUAGAGGGGACCAGGUAUACUAGACAUUUGUUUUACUUACUUCUGAAGAUUAUAAAUUAUGUGUACAGGAACAUUGUGUAGUAGGAACAGUUUAUUUAAAACAGCCUCAUUGUAAAGACUUGGUGUGUGUGGAAACCAUAGUUCCACCCGGAAGUUGACUUCGUGUAUGACUAGGAUGGCGUUCACUUAAACGCAUUGUAGUGUUAACAAUUGUAAUACCAUAAUAUAUACAUCUCCGGCUAGUAAGCCAAGCAAAUACUGGUUAAUUUGGUGUCAAAUAUGACACAAAUAAUUUGUCUGUAUAAAUUGUGUUCAAUUGUUAUUUUCGAGAUGCUAACAUGUGUUCAGUUGUUAUUGUGUAUAUGAAAAACUAUUGGUGGAUUUUUUUCUGGUAGUUGUUUGGUUAUGGCGGCAACACCAUCAGCUACAGUUGGGGCAGUUGUGUCACUUUCAUUUAACUGUAGUUAUUUACGGUGGCUUGUUUGUAAGAUCUGGUUGAUAAAUGAAAUUGACACAUGUAUCGAUUUCACAAAAUUAAAAAAAAUAUUUUUGCCAUAAAGAGAUUGAGAUCAGCAGGCUUUAAAUCUUUUACAUAUUUGUAACUUUUUUUUUAGAUUAAAACAGACAGUGCAGGUUAAAAGCAUUCGUAUGAGAUUUAUUAAAAAAAACCAUUUUUCACUCAAAUUGUCUGCGAGAUUUUGCACAGGGGAACAUCUGAAAAGCAGCAUGAAAAUUGCAACUUGAUUUUUUUAUUCUCGCAUGAAAGCUUUUUAACUUGCACUGUCAGCUUUAAGUCACUAGUGCUGAAAUUUACUUUACAAAUUUUCUGUAUGUCAAUUUUACAUACGAAUGUGAAUGCAUGUUGAGUUUAGAGCACUAUGUAGUUCUAUUUAUAAGUAUCUUUCAAAAAAUCAUUCCAAACCUGUACCAAAACUAGCAUAUUCUGUAAGAUACUUAGCUAUGAUAGCAUGUUGUGUUGGACUUGUUGUGAAUUUUUUAUGGUAUGUUGAACAUUUUGUGAACUAUUUAUAGUAUGUUGGACAUUUUGUGAACUAUUUAUUGUUUAUUGGACAUUUUGUGAACUAUUUAUAGUAACACUACUUAAUCGUCACUGGUAUUAGCCUCAUUAAGAUUUUAAUAGUUAAGUACAUGGAAAACUUUCAAUUUUUGACAUUAUGACUUAUGACAUUCAUUGACAACUGAUUUAGUUCGCCUCCAAAAUAACAUACUACACAAUUCUCAUCAGUUUAACAAAGAGAAAUGCUUUUAACUUCAAUUAUACUGUAUUGCUUUUAAAAAAAAAAAUGAUCCAUUAAAUUUAAAAUAAAAAGGCUUUUCAUUUACGCAGAACAACUGGUUUUUCAAAUGUACUUAACUCAUUCACCCCUGAAAUUUCAUAAUGAACUCAUUCACCCCUGAGAUUUCAUAAUGAACUAUACAAACCUUUGAAUUGGAAGAGUUCAAAUGUGUCUUCAGGGGUGAAUGAGUCAAAGGAAUAUUUUCAGGUGUAAAGCUAGGUGUUUGAUACAGGCCUUAAAUGACCUUGCAAAGGUCAACAAGAUAACAACAGACAGCUAGUUUAUCUCUGGUCAAAACAAUCAAACGUGUUGGAAUGCAAUAAACAAAAUUGACCUGUAAAUAUGUAACAAUGUGUAGAGAACAAAAGAUGGAAAUGAUUUGAUAUUGUCAAUGUGUAAGUUGUUAAAAAACGUUAUUUUAAUAAUCUGAUAUUCAAAACCGUGUUUAGUGAUAUGCAUGUAGUAACAGAGUGCAGACAGAGUUGUGAGAUUAUGAGGUACAGUGGAUCGAAACCACAAUUCAGAUUGGGAUGCAGAUAUAAUGUCCAUAUCAUUGAUGUUAUUAUAAAUUUGAAAAAAAAAAAAUAUUUUUCAAAAGAACUUAAGAUGUUAUUGCUAAUCAGAGUCAGUUGAAGAGAAUAUUUCAAAUAUUGACAAAGAGCUCUUGUCAUUUUUGGGGCCAUAUCAUGUUGAAGAUGUUAUUAGCAUAAUAUCUGUUAUAUGUGUUUGUGAAGGGUGAUAUUUUGUAAGAGCUAUAGUGUGUAUACAGGGUAAAAUUAUGGAAUACAGGGACAUACAUAAGUUUAACAAAGAAAUAUAUAUCAUAAUGAAAAUCCAAUUUACCUUAAGACCCAUUUUGAAGUUUUUUAAGUCCUUAUUCCAUCCUCAUUCAUUUAUUUUCAUGACCAAAUACUUAUGUUAGAAAUCAUCCUUUGCCAUUUAAUGUUGCUGUAAUAAGAAAUAAAUAUUAUAAAGUGUAUAUGUUUGGCUGACAUUUAUAUAUGUACCUAUUUUUUGUUGUACUGUACUGAGCUUAAGGUUACUCGACACAUCAUCAUCAGUGUCCAUUUACUUGACAUACUUCUGAAAAAAGUAAUCAUUCCGAGUGAAAUGUGCCUGUACACCGAAAAAAGUAACUCUCCAACUUUGAAAAAUACAAAAUCAUACUCAAUCAAAUGAACGUUUUACAUCAAUGCAGUUUUAGCCAAUUGUUUUGAAGGACUGAAUUAAAAUUAGAGAAAACGUCGAGGAUUAGAAAUGUGCAGGGAUAACAACGAUGGAUGCUAUACUAAGGUCUAGGAAGUUAUUGGGUAAGCAAAGAAAUCACAAUAUUCCGAUUUCUUCAAUUUAAUCCUGAUGUGUUAAGUGACCUUAAUCGCUCUGUCGCUAAUCAUUACAUUUGGAAGAUCUGCUAUUGUACAAUCCAUGAGUAUACAAUAUAUUUGUUGUAUAGUUUUGGUAUUUACACAUUUUGAUUAUCUAAAAUGACAUUGUUGAGUAUUACUUUUGAUAUUGCUAUCAAAGUAAUUAAAAGAAAAUAAUUGUACGUAAUUCAUCAAAUGUUUUUUGUUGGGGAAUGGAAUAGAUUUUUUUUUAAAAAUGGAAACUAAAAUUUUAUGAAACUAAAGAUUGAUAAAUGUUUUGAAUGGCUUUUUUUCUCAUUGUAAUCGCUUUAAAUUAUUCUCCUUAAAUUGAAGAAAUUAUGUUAUAACAUUGAUAUUAAGGACCAGAAAUAGUUAUUUAUGGUUCCAGGAAGUUCUUGAUUCACUUUAAUAUGUGGAACAUGACAAAUUAUUAAUUGAAAAUAGAUAAUUAGGAAUUAAUAAAGAAUGAAUGUGACAAUUUAGACCACCAUCAUCUGAUGAUGGGCUAUUCAAAUCACCCUUCUUGUUAUCGCUAUUUUCUCAUAUUUAUAUAUAGGUUACCCUUGGUCUGGAGAUCCGUUAACAAAAUGGGCGAAAGGCUGCCAUCUUGGAUUUUAACAGUGAAUGUUUAUUAUUGCUAUUUCUCUGGAAGUUCUGGAAGAAUCUUUCUCAAAUUUUGAUAUGUAGGUUUCCCCUGGUCUGUUGCUGUGCAUGUUGACUAUGGAGAGUGAUCAUAAAAACAAGAUGGCUGCCACAGAAAGUACUAAUGAGAUCUUUCUGAUAUUGUAAUGAUUGGAUAUACUUCUCCAACAUAUAAAGAACUGUACUAGUGAUACAUGAAAUGGUGCAUUUACUUUUUUCAUGACUUGAUCAAACAGAUAAGAGAAAAGAAGAGAAAAUAUCAAACUGACAAAAACUAAUGAAGAUUGUACAAUGGUGGAUGCCAAGGUCCCUCUGGGAUCUCUUAUUUAUUUAAGCUUUCCCAACCAUCUAAUGGUGUGAACUCCCUUGCAUAUAUUUUUUUACUGUUUCAUAUAUAUUUAUACUGCUUGAAGUAAAUUUGGUAAUGUAAUGGUGGUGAAGCUGUGGGCCGGGUAAUAUAUAGAUGUUGUACUGUAUUCAUAGUAAGACUUAUUAAUCUCAACUAUAAGAUGCCAUAUUUAUUCAUUUUAUGAUCAUUCACAACAAAAUUUAUAAAAUCAAUAAAGAUGUUUAGAGUCAAGUUGCAAAAUACUUAAAAUUAUACUUUUUGUGUGUUUUAAGGUAUUUUUUACUUCAGUACACAAUGUAUCAGAUUCCUUAUUGUAGUAGAUACUCUGGCAGAUUUUUUAUAAUAUCUCUAAAAGAUAUUCUCUCAUGAUUCAAUCAACUGAUACACAUAUCACUUCCUACAAAUAACUGUUACCUCCCUUUAUAUACCCCCCC
Mizuhopecten yessoensis (Yesso scallop) is the source of this 7299-nucleotide messenger RNA. RefSeq names its product endoplasmic reticulum aminopeptidase 2-like. Gene Ontology annotation, biological process: proteolysis; peptide catabolic process. Gene Ontology annotation, molecular function: peptide binding; metalloaminopeptidase activity; zinc ion binding. The transcript has 19 exons. Gene Ontology annotation, cellular component: cytoplasm. Lineage: Eukaryota; Metazoa; Mollusca; Bivalvia; Pectinida; Pectinidae. The record is from RefSeq and is a predicted model, not a curated record. The coding region runs from base 236 to 3196 and encodes 986 amino acids.